Molecule: messenger RNA, 684 nt
Organism: Telopea speciosissima
Lineage: Eukaryota; Viridiplantae; Streptophyta; Magnoliopsida; Proteales; Proteaceae
Exons: 3
Coding region: 1-684 (227 amino acids)
Source: RefSeq, a predicted model, not a curated record
AUGAAGUUGGAGAAGGCUCCUUGCAAUCAAAAGUUGGGAAGAGAAGGGGAAGAGAAGGAGCAGCUGAGGGGGAGACCUCUAUCUGCAACUCCGGCUUCAAGACAGUUGCAACGUAAUCUGGCCACCAGAUCUUUAUCUCCUCUGCCUGACACUAAUCUCUCGAAUUCAUUUAAGGAAGCUCAAUCUGAGAAGAGAAGAUUUUCUACUCCAGGCCCGCAAAGAAAAGAACCCGAUGGAAAGAUUCCAGGGAAGAUUUUCGCUAGAGAUUCUCAUCGUACUCGGGCAUCGGAUUCCACGUUGUCGUCAACUUCGAUUUCUGAUAAAUUGAAUAGCCGAAGGGAGUCAUCGUGGACGAAGUACUUUGAUCAUGGAGGAGGAAGGGUCACUGCGGUGGAAACUGUUGCAGAUGAAUUCAAGGUUGAUCUCUCUCAAUUGUUCUAUGGGCUUAAGUUUGCCAUCGGAGCUCACAAUCGAAUUUACCAUGGAAUUUAUAAGGAUGAAUCUGUUGCUAUGAAGAUUCUUAGCCCACCUGAUGACGACGAAAAUGGAGCCAUAGCGGCUCGGCUGGAGAAGCAGUUCACUAGAGAAGUUACUCAUCUGUCUCAUCUCCGCCAUCAAAAUGUGGUCAAGGGUUCACGGGCGAGGGAUUCUAGUACUCAACUUUUAUCGAAUUAUGAUCACUGA